This is a messenger RNA of Xyrauchen texanus (razorback sucker), 1451 nucleotides long. Its product is annotated as Y-box-binding protein 1-like. The coding region runs from base 158 to 1108 and encodes 316 amino acids. Lineage: Eukaryota; Metazoa; Chordata; Actinopteri; Cypriniformes; Catostomidae. The record is from RefSeq and is a predicted model, not a curated record. Gene Ontology annotation, cellular component: nucleus. Gene Ontology annotation, molecular function: nucleic acid binding. The transcript has 8 exons. Gene Ontology annotation, biological process: regulation of gene expression.
UUUUCACAGUCCGUCCAGUUCGAUCGGCAACGGGAGCGGAAAAAGGAAAGCGGAGAGCCCGAAGGCAGCAGCCCCCACCACCGCCGGCCCAGGUUACCAUCUAGAACCGGGAAACACACUAGAGAGCCACCGCCGGCUUUACCAACAAGAAAGCAACAUGAGCAGCGAAGCCGAGACGCAGCAGCCUGCCGCCGACGCGGAGAGCCCGUCCAGCCCAUCAAGCCCAUCCAGCCCGGCAGCCUCAGCUACCGCGGGGGAUAAGAAGGUCAUUGCAACAAAAGUCCUGGGAACAGUGAAAUGGUUCAAUGUUCGGAAUGGCUAUGGUUUUAUCAACAGGAAUGACACCAAGGAAGACGUCUUUGUACACCAGACCGCCAUAAAGAAGAACAACCCAAGGAAAUAUCUUCGUAGCGUUGGGGAUGGAGAGACUGUGGAGUUUGAUGUAGUAGAGGGGGAGAAGGGUGCUGAGGCUGCCAACGUUACAGGCCCAGGUGGCGUGCCUGUGCAGGGAAGCAAGUACGCAGCUGACAGGAACCGAUACAGGCGGUACCCCCGCAGAAGAGGCCCACCUCGCGACUUCCAGGAUAACUACCAGAGUGACGGGGAGGGUGAGGUGCGGGAGGGUGAGGUGCGUGAGAAGAGGGAAGGUGGAGAGCCUGCCCCUGAGGGUGAGAUACAGCAGAAUAGACCCAGCUACCCCGGCAGACGACGCUACCCACCAUACUUUGUGAGGAGGCGCUAUGGCAGACGUCCCCCCUAUACCAACGCACCCCAGAGAGGUGAAAUGACUGAGGUUGGUGAAGGUGAUGAGAACCAGGGUGGUCCAGACCAGGGAAACAAACCAAUGAGGCAGAACUACUACAGAGGCUUCAGACCAAGGGGUCCCCCCCGUCCCCGGCCAGCGCGGGAAGUGGAGGAGGAUAAGGAGAACCAGGACGAGGGUGAGCAGAGCCAGGAGCCCCGUCAGCGCCGCUACCGCCGCAACUUUAACUACCGCCGCAGACGGCCCCAGACGAUCAAGCCUCAGGACGGCAAGGACAGCAAGGCACCCGAUGCAUCAGCUGACAAAUCGGCUGCUCCCGAAGCCGAACAGGGCGGUGCAGAUUAACUGCCAUCGCCUUGACCAUCUAGACCAUCCGGCCGGUUUUGUCAAGAAGAAACAUCCAAGAUCUGAGCAAUAAGGAAUGACUUUGAUCAUCUAAGCUUGCAAAAAUGCAUUUCGACCAGAUUGCCUGCAGACUCUAUGCAGACCUGUUUUAUUUCCAUUAUUUUUGACAGCUGAUAGUUUUGGAGAAACGGCAAAUGUUUUUCUAAAUCGGUCUUAAGUUUUUACACCAAAUGAUUUUUAAAAGUAAUUUGAUAUCUGGUCAAUUUGACAUUUUUAAAUAACUUUUUAUGUAUUCAAAACAUGAAUUUUAACAAGGCAAGCUCAAAUAAAACCUGAAACAGUU